Messenger RNA from Rotaria sordida, 447 nucleotides. NCBI's taxonomy places the organism in Eukaryota, Metazoa, Rotifera, Eurotatoria, Philodinida, Philodinidae. The record is from the annotation of a GenBank genome assembly.
AUGCUAAUUGCUGAAAAUAUUGAUUCAACUAUUAGUACAACUUUAAAUAUUCAUGCUACUGUUACAAAUGCAGUUUCAAAUGCUAUUUAUGGUGUAACAUCAUGGAUUGGUGAUCUAAUUCCAGCACUUGGUAAACGUGAUUUAGAAAAUGAUGCUCGAGUAAAUCUUUUAACUGAACUUAAAUCAUUUAAACUUGCUUUUCAACAAUCAAUUCUUGAAACUCUUCAAAGUUUUCUCUAUGGUAAUGUAGCAACUCAAUUUCAACAAUCAAUUUCAAAAUUAAGUACUUUUCUUAAAACACAUUUACAAACUAUGAAAAAUAUGAUAACUAAUUUAAUUCCUACAAUGCAAAAUACAAUAGCAACUCAAGCUGUAACAAGUGUCUUAAAUGUUAUACAAGUUAUUGAAGAAGCUAUUCAAAAAAUUCAUGCUCUUUUUUCUUCAUAA